Molecule: messenger RNA, 2041 nt
Organism: Rotaria sp. Silwood1
Lineage: Eukaryota; Metazoa; Rotifera; Eurotatoria; Philodinida; Philodinidae
Source: the annotation of a GenBank genome assembly
AUGAUGUACUUCUUGACAUCUUUUCUUUUGCUUUUUGCUACAUCUUUAUCAUCGUCUUCAAUCAUUUCACCAUUUAUCUAUGCAAAAUAUAUCUUAUCUUAUAAUGAUAUUCAAUCAACGAACAUCUAUAUUAAUAUCGAAUUUCAAAUCAAUGAACAUAUUCAAUUUCAUUUAAAUGGAACACAAAUAUUUAUAAUGCCACGUUCUGUCCCAUCUGGAUAUAAUUUACAAUUCUAUGAUUCAUAUGUUGAUAAUUUAACAGCAAAAAGUUCAAGUGGAAAUUUUAUUACUAUCAAAAAAGAGUCAAUAGAUGGUCCAAGAUGGACAUUAGAAUGUGCCUUGAAUGAGACAUUAUCAACUAUUUCUUAUUCAAUUAAUUUAACUAAACAUGAGCAAGGGAUACUAAAUGCUGGUGAUGCAUCAAAAAUACGUCUAAAUCGUUAUAUAAGUACAUUAGGUUAUUCGAUUUUUGGUUAUUUAGAACCAAUGGAUAAAGUAGAAAAUUUUCCUUUGAUGUUAAUCGUUCAAAGUCUAUCUGAAUGGCCUAUUCAUUUAACAUUAUCACCUAGUAAUCAACAAAUCUAUGGUACUACUAGUGGUAUAGCUAAAAAUUAUUAUCAUUUAGCCGAUUCACAAAUAUACAUGGGACCAAAUAUGAAUUUCACGUAUAUUUCUAUUUCUGAUGAUAAAUUAUUUCCAUGUUCGUCAUUUGAUCAAAAACUAAUAGAACAAAAUCAUACUCAAAUAUCAUUAUCAUUUUAUGUAAUUAUCUAUACCGAAGAUACAGAAAAUUUUGAUAUCGAUAUGGUCACUAAAUUAAGUGUACAAGCAAUGAAAAACUUAUUAUUGUAUUACAAUAUUAUCCCGUUUUCAUUUUAUACAGUUGCAAUGGAAAUAAUUAAACCAUUAGAUGAUAAACAUACCGAUGGUUUUAGCAUGGAACAUUUAAAUAGUUGUACAAUAAAUGUUAAAUAUGGUACAAUUAUUAAUAAAAAUAGUACAGAUAAUCAAAUAAAACAAUUUCAGUAUAAUAUAGCACAUCAUAUUCAACAUGCUUGGUUACCGAAACGGUUAUUUUCAAUUUUUUACUAUCCAUUUACAUUUGAAUUAACACCAGUUAUUGAUACUAUUUGGUUUAACGAAGGUUUUGGCCAAUAUAUAGCUAUGGAUGCAAUGGCUAAUGCUUUGCCAUUAAAUGAAUCUUAUGAAUAUCGACAAUAUUUGAUUGAAAAUCGUUUUGAAUAUUAUUUUAAUUUGGCGCCAUUAUUUAUAAAACAAAUGCCGUUGCCAUAUUUAUCUAUGAUUGCAUCAUCUUUAUAUUCUCGUGAUUUUCGAACAGGUAGUAAUUUAUUUGCACGUGGAGCAUUAAUGGCUAAAGAUAUGGAUGAAUUAAUACAGUCAAAAACACUAAAACAAAAAAGUCUUCGUGAUGGUAUCAUUUAUAUGUUGAAAUGGUCAGAAUCUAGUUCAUAUAUUAUUCCAUUUACAAUGGAACAAUUUCCUAAAUUUUUUAUGAGUGCUACUAAUGUUGAUGUUAGUUUAGUGUUAGAAAAAUGGUUACAAUUGAUUCGUAUUUAACAUUUUUCCAAUGAUUCAAAAAAACCUUAGCUUUUCAUGCUUCAUAUUAUUGUUAUUUUUUUAUCAUAUGAUUUUUUCACAUAAUAUAGCAUCGGAUUAAAUAAAAACGACAUGACAUGAAUAUUGAGAUAAUGCUAUAAUCAAGCGGAGUCAGUUUAUGGGUUCAUUGUGUGACAGAAAACUGGGGUGUUGGUGUGGGUGUGGAUGUUCUCUUCAUCCACACUCACCCACAUCCACACCAAGCCACCAACACCCACACCCGCUCAGAGGUAAUUUUAAGCUUUUUCAAAAAUCCUACUUUCUUCUUUUUUGUGGAGGUCACAUAUAUUUUAGAAGAAAAUAGUGAAUGUAAGUUUUAAGUCGAAGUUUUGUGGCUCCCAACUUUCGGCCUCUCCCUCCCACCCUAUUAGGGUGUGGGGUGUGGGUGUGGGUGUGGGUGUGGGUGUGGGGUGUGGGUGUGGGU